AUGAAAGAAGAUAAUACUUUAUUUGAAUUAGCAGGAACAUGGGCUGAAGUACUUAACAUGGCACAGAACGCAAGUACUGAAGAUGACAUGCAGAUGUACAGAGAUACACUUGAAUCAAUAGAUGUAUUGAUUAACGAUAAGCUUGAAGAAUAUCAACGAUUAAAAAAAGAGUUGGAAGUAGAACGUGCAAAGAAUAAAGCUUAUGGUGUUAGAUACGAGAACAAAGAUGAAGGCGAAGAACCAACGGCAAAGGUAUUAAAGGAACAAGACAUUAUUAUUGCACCAGAAAUUAAACCAGACAAUAGACCAAAGUAUCCAAAGUACAUGUUUAAUGAAGAGCUAAAUAAUGAUGUUGCAUACAGUGAUGAUGACUAUGUAAAGAAUGGAAGGCCAGAAAAUCUUAAGCGUGGAGAUUACGCAGUAGGACAUUAUGGACACCAAACAUAUCUUGAUAAGAAGGUAGUCGCAACAACUGGAGGUCCAUUACAAAACGUUGGUAAAACAUGA
This is a messenger RNA of Cylicocyclus nassatus, 507 nucleotides long. The record is from the annotation of a GenBank genome assembly. NCBI's taxonomy places the organism in Eukaryota, Metazoa, Nematoda, Chromadorea, Rhabditida, Strongylidae.